Molecule: messenger RNA, 863 nt
Organism: Eruca vesicaria subsp. sativa (arugula)
Lineage: Eukaryota; Viridiplantae; Streptophyta; Magnoliopsida; Brassicales; Brassicaceae
Source: the annotation of a GenBank genome assembly
AUGACUAGGAAGAAGGUGAAACUUGCUUUCAUUGCUAGCGAUUCUUCGAGGAAAGCAACUUAUAAGAAAAGAAAGAAAGGUUUGAUGAAGAAAGUGAAUGAGCUCUCGACUCUUUGUGGUAUCAAUGCAUGCGCUAUCAUCUACAGUCCCUACGACUCCAAUCCAGAGGUGUGGCCAUCAAACUCCGGAGUGCAAAGGAUAAUAUCGGAGUUUCGGACAUUGCCGGAGAUGGACCAGAACAAGAAAAUGGUAGAUCAAGAAACCUUUCUCAGACAAAGGAUAGCCAAAGCCUCCGAUAAUUUGAAGAAACAAAGGAAGGACAAUCGAGAGAUGGAGAUGACCGAAGUCAUGUUCCAAUGUUUGGUCGGAAAUAUGGGGAUGUUUAAUCUGAAUAUUAUGGAUCUUAAUGAUUUAGGUUAUUUGAUUGAUCAAUAUCUUAAAGAUGUUAACCGCAGGAUCGAGAUAUUAGGUAAUUCUCGUAUGGAGCUCGGUGAAUCCUCCAACAACGUUGCUGCUGAAACGAGUGGAGCGUUGGCUGUUGUGGAGGCUACAACCGCUCCAGCAGCUACGAUUCAGCAGCAACAACAGUUUCACCAACAUGUUGGACUUUAUGAGCAGCCUUUGAAUCUGAAUCUGAAUCAUAGUCAUGACCAACAACAACAAUGGUUUAUGCACAUGAUGAACCAUCCCCAGCAAAUGAGUCAUGCAGCUGAGCAAAUGUGCUUUCCGUUCAUGAAUGAUAACCACCAACAACAACAGCAGCAGCGACAGAUCCCCGGCGUUUUCUCCACCACUCCAACAACCGUUAGUUCAAGCAGUAUCAAUCCCGUUACUAGUUCAACCCCUACCAAUAAUGUUAAAAU